Molecule: messenger RNA, 2461 nt
Organism: Beta vulgaris subsp. vulgaris (sugar beet)
Lineage: Eukaryota; Viridiplantae; Streptophyta; Magnoliopsida; Caryophyllales; Amaranthaceae
Product: probable protein phosphatase 2C 40
Exons: 5
Coding region: 293-1939 (548 amino acids)
Biological process (GO): protein dephosphorylation
Molecular function (GO): protein serine/threonine phosphatase activity
Source: RefSeq, a predicted model, not a curated record
CGAAUUUUGGCAAAAUCAGCCUCCACUCAAAAUUGGAAAAAAAAAAAAAUGCCCUUUUCCAGAUUUUCAUCUUUCUCUCUAAACAUAUUCUCCAUCUCUCCUUUCUAGCCAUUUGCUCCUCUUUCUCUGUCACUCUCUUCUUUUUUUUGUUCCACUCUUUCUUUUUUUCCUUCUCCUUUUGACUCUCAAUUUUAUCAAUUAUCUUCUUUUCUUUGAUCUUUGUUUCUUUCUUUGGGUCUCCAGAUUCAACUUAUAUCAGAAAAGGAGGAUGGCUGAUGACUAGUUUUAUAAGAUGGUAUUUCAAGGAUAUGGACGUAAGCUACUUAUCACCCUGCAAGGCAUUAUGUUUGAGGAACCUGCUAGUUCUGCUGAUGGAGAAAUCAAAGUGAGCUUUGGCUAUCAAUGUAGUGGGAGAAAAGCUGUACGUGAUAAUGCUGAUGAAUAUGAAAUCAUUCCUAAGCCUCGACUUCGAAGAACUAGCGGAUCUUUCUCCUGUCUUUCUGGUGCUGCCUUAAGUGCUAAUACUACAUUAGCUAACACUAACAUCUGCAAUGGCAUAAUAGGCGCAGAGAUACUGCCUAGUUGGGACUCGCCUAAUUCAUUCCGCAGGAUUCCAUCUUCUCCAUCACUUUCUUCUAAAGUGGACAUAUUGUCAUCUUCUCUCCAGAGUACAUUGUCAAACUUGAGUGUUAGUCCAUCUUCUCUUGGAGAAUCACCUGAAACUGAUUCAUAUCUUAAGUUCAUGAGUGCUUCUUCCCCAAAUGAAGGCUUUCUCAAUGCUAUGGAAGUGCAAGUUGCUGGUGGAGCUGCCGGUGAAGAUAGGGUUCAAGCUGUUUGCUCUGAAGAAGAUGGUUGGCUCUUUUGUGCUGUUUAUGAUGGAUUUAAUGGAAGAGAUGCAGCUGAUUUCCUAGCUGGAACUUUAUAUGAUACCUUCUUAAUGAACUUCAACUCAUUUAAUUGGGAUAAUAAAGAAGACUCAGCUGAAGUAUCUAAUCAUUUGGCUUCAGGUGAUUCAUUGCAGAAUAUGCUUGAAGAUAGAAAUAUUUCUGAUGUUGGGAAAAGUUUUCCAAGAAUAGGUGGUAAAAUGGAUGUUAAAGUGGACGCUUUUAGUCACAAGGAUAAUAGCACUGAGGUAGACACCUCAUCUAAAUCUUUCAAAGAAGGGGUGCUGGAGUGCCUCCAACGAGCUCUUAGUCAAGCUGAGAUUGACUUCUUGUCCAUGGUUGAGCAAGAUAUGGAAGACAGGCCUGAUCUUGUUUCUGUUGGAUCUUGUGUUUUGGUUGCAUUGCUUGUUGGGAAAGACUUGUAUACGUUGAAUUUAGGUGAUAGUAGAGUUGUCAUUGCAACACAAAGUAGUGACUUUGAUGUUGGAGAGACUGAAAGAUAUAAAGCAAUCCAGCUCACAGAUAUUCAUAAUACUGACAAUGAAGUUGAGAGAUCUAAACUUUUAUUGAAUCACCGUGAUGAUCCUUCAACAAUUACUGCAGGAAAAGUGAAAGGAAAGUUGAAGGUCACUCGUGCUUUUGGUGUUGGAUACCUGAAGAAGAAAGUAUUGAAUGAUGCACUGAUGGGAAUCCUCAGAGUUCGAAAUUUACUAAGUCCUCCUUAUAUCUCUACAAGUCCUUCUGUUAAUGUACACAGAAUUUCAAAAUCCGAUCGUUUUGUUGUACUGGGUAGUGAUGGUUUAUUUGACUUCUUUACCAAUGAAGAGAUCGUUAGACUGGUCCAUUUGUUUAUAUCAAGAUAUCCUUCUGGUGAUCCAGCAAAGUUUUUGCUCGAGCAACUUGUCAUUAGAGCAGCAGAUUGUGCAGGUUUCAGCAUAGAAGAGCUUAUGAAUAUACCACCAGGGAGGAGAAGGAAAUACCAUGAUGACGUGACAGUAAUUGUGAUCACUCUAGGAAUUAAUCAACGCACUUCAAAAGCCUCGACAUGUUUGUAAGUUUCACGCUGCAAAAGUGAAUGGAAUCUGUAAAGAUAUUUUUUGGUUACAUACAAAGACGUGGAGAGAAUUUGGAAGGAGUAAGCAGUCUCCUGGUUUUGGAGGAAAUUUGUUAAAAGAGAGCUGGAACCACAGAAGACUGCACAUUUCGCCUUUCCUCCCUUUCCUGGGUUGGUGACCUAAAGAGUUUUCUAUACGACCAACACUUAUGUAAUAGAUGUGUGUAUGAUUAUGAUGAUGAUGAUAAUGUGUAGGUUAAGUUUUCUCUCUAAAUCUGUCAAGGACUUUGGCUUUUGUACAUAUGCCCAUUUCUUAUGUAUUUCACUAUUUCUGUAUUUCCCUUCUUUUUGCUGGAUUUGAGCAUUUAGUCAUGGUAGACUUGGGCUUGCAUAAUUCGACGAGUCACGCCAUAACUUUUUUGGGAUCAAACUCAUGUACUACUGGUUUAUGGAUUUGUUCAUCUUCUGAUUUUUGCAUCUCAAAAAUUGAUCUCUCUCUCUAUAUAUAUGAUGUUUUUGUUAA